UCACAUUACAUUACUCCAAGAAAUAAACCAACACUACACUAGUAUGUAUUCUAUUGCACUUUCAGUUCUCGUAGCCCUCAUCGGAAUCAUCUUGUUUUAUCGAUGGUUUUCCGGUGCUCAUUCAAACCUGCCACCUGGCCCGAAGCCUUUGCCAAUCAUCGGAAGCCUACACUUAUUAGGAACCCUGCCUCAUCGAGCCCUCCACAAACUAUCCCAAAUGUACGGUCCUAUUAUGUCUAUCCGUCUUGGUUCGGUCCAAUUUGUAAUAAUCUCCUCACCAGAUGCCGCCAAGCUCUUCCUUGGGACCACCCAUGAUGCAAUUUUCGCAUCACGUCCCAAAAUUCAAGCUGCAAAGUACUUAUCUUAUGGGUGCAGGGGAAUGGCCUUUUCAGAAUAUGGACCGUAUUGGCGGAGUGUAAGGAAGUUUUGUACAUUAGAGUUGCUAAGUGCUAAAAAGGUUAGUAGUUUUGUUGGGAUGAGAAAAGAGGAGAUUUCUUUGAUGGUGGACGAGCUGAAAGACGCAGCAAAGACGCGUAAAGUGGUGAAUUUGAGUGAAAGGGUAGGGGUUUUGAUUGAAGGGAUGGUGUGUAGGAUGCUUUUUGGAAAGAAAAAUGAUGAUAGAUUUGUGUUCAAGACUAUAGUUGAUGAAAUUACGGAAUUAGCAGGAAGCUUUAAUGUCGCGGAUUAUGUCCCCAUAUUAGCCCCGUUUGAUCUUCAGGGCUUGACAAAACGCAUCAAGUCCUUAAGCAAGGACGUCGAUCAUAUGCUUGAAAUACUUAUGAAGGAGCAUGAAGACCGAAGUCUUGAUGGGUCUAAAAAGCCAGAUGAAGUUGAUUUCAUUGACAUACUGUUGUCACAAAAACACAAUGGUGACCUAUCUUACACACUUGAUAGGUCAACCAUGAAAGCCAUUUUACUUGAUAUGAUAGUUGGUUCAAUUGAUACUUCAAAGACAGCAAUUGAAUGGACUUUAUGUGCUCUUAUCAAAUACCCUAGAGUAAUGAACAAGCUCCAAAAAGAGCUAAAGACCGUGAUUGGAAAUAAGCCGCUGGUUGAAGAAACAGAUUUGACAAAACUAACUUACUUACAUAUGGUAGUUAAGGAAACUUUUCGGCUUUAUCCAGUAGCUCCACUUUUGGUUCCUCAUCAAUCAGUCGAGGAUACUAUGAUUAGCGGUUACAAUAUACCCAAGGAUACAAGAGUUCUUGUAAAUUUUUGGGCAUUUGGACGUGAUCCAAAAGUGUGGUCGGAUAAUUGGGAGGAGUUCCUUCCAGAGAGGUUUCUUAAUCAAGAUAUAGAUUACCGUGGAUCUGAGUUUCAGCUUAUACCAUUUGGCGUCGGGAGAAGAGGGUGUCCUGGAAUGAAUUUGGGAUUGCUAAGCGUUAACUUGGUGGUUUCGAACAUAGUACAUUGCUUCGAUUGGAUGUUACCAAAUGACAUGUCACCAAGUGACCUCGGUAUGAAAGAAAAAUUUGGAUUAUCAAUGCCGAGGGAUGAGCCCUUAUUAGCCAUUCCAGCAUGUCACAUUUGAGCUUAAACGUUGGCAAUGUUAAUGAUACAUUGAUACUUGAUAUUUAUAAAUAAUGAUUGGCCUGUUUAUAUAGGUUUGAAAAGAAUAGUAUGUAUUGCCUGCAUCAUGUGUCUAAAUUUGUAAUUUGAUAUAUAUAUUGUAUAUGAGUUGUAUAUGUAUUUGUAGUUGUCUGAA
Erigeron canadensis is the source of this 1705-nucleotide messenger RNA. Its product is annotated as cytochrome P450 CYP736A12-like. The transcript is spliced from 2 exons. Gene Ontology annotation, molecular function: monooxygenase activity; heme binding; iron ion binding. The coding region runs from base 44 to 1531 and encodes 495 amino acids. The record is from RefSeq and is a predicted model, not a curated record. Lineage: Eukaryota; Viridiplantae; Streptophyta; Magnoliopsida; Asterales; Asteraceae.